Asterias rubens (European starfish) is the source of this 1690-nucleotide messenger RNA. RefSeq names its product fucolectin-1-like. The transcript is spliced from 5 exons. Bases 150 to 812 code for a protein of 220 amino acids. NCBI's taxonomy places the organism in Eukaryota, Metazoa, Echinodermata, Asteroidea, Forcipulatida, Asteriidae. The record is from RefSeq and is a predicted model, not a curated record.
GGCCGGAUGAGUGUAUUGCAUGCACCUUGCAUGUUAUGUCGGUGUAUAAUUACUCUCCUGACAAGAGCUUGAGUAGAGUCCCUCAUCAAACGCAGAACCACAGUUAGUAACUUUGCUUGGACGAAACAGACGGAGCUUCUAACUUCAUCAUGUUGCGUGUUUUUCUGCUCUCUUUGGCCCUCUGCCAGGUAGUCUUGGCUUUCCCAGAUAACCUCCUGAACAAGGAAGAAUUGGAGCGAGAUAUUGAAAGUCUUGAACAACUUCUAGGAGAGAAGGAGGAACGGAACAGGGAAGCAGAAUACCUCAAUGGUGACAAGAGGGAGGUCAAGAUGGAGGAGGGUGAAGUGAUGAAACGUGCUUCGACAAUUUCCAUCAUUGGCCGGCCUACCUCUCAGAGUUCCGACUAUUCAGCACCCUUGUACACGUCUGAACUCGCAGCGGACGGGGACAGGAACACGAUACAAUACCCGUUCAAUGCCUGCACCAGCACACAGGAGAAACUGAACCCAUGGUGGCAGGUUGCCCUUGAUGGUGAACAUUGCAUCACCAAAGUUACUCUUUUGAACCGAGGAGACUGCUGCAGUGAACGUUUGGAGGGUGCUGUUGUCCGUGCAGGCUGCAAUAAGCAUGUAAUGGACAACCCAGUUUGCGGUUUGCCAGUUACCUCCGGCCAAGCAAAGCCUCGUGGCGGCCUCAUCGAUAAAACGUGCGACCGCCCGUUGACGGCGAGAUACAUCAGCGUCGACAUUCCCGCUGUACGGAUUCUGCAACUUUGUGAAGUCCUGGUGGAGGGAACCGUUGGCCCUUGCUAGAAAUUAUAAUCCUUACUGACUUACUGACUUACUGACUACGACUUUGAUUUUGACUUUUAAAAGCAACUUUUAGCUAAAUUUGUAAACAAUAACAUGGACAAUGUGUUUUUGACCUAACUCCGACUUGUCGAACUUUUUUUCGUUUAAAGGCUUAGCAUUAUUUUUCUUAAUGCAAUUUUAUUCAUAACCGGAAUUGAGCAACAACAACAAAAAUAAAUGUGGAAAGCCCAAAAAUCAAGACUACGGAAAUUUGACGUUUUUAACAUUAAGAGUGUCUACAUGAUUGAGUCUUUUUUCAAUUUCAUUUGUUGUUGCUGUUGGUUCUGGGGGUUGAGGUGCUUUUGUCUAACUUAUGUCGCUGAUGUCCUUUAAAUACAAUAUUUCUUGUUUAAAGCUACCACCACACACAUUAAGAUUAAAAAGUUAUUGCUAAUUACUUACAAUUUUUUUUUCAAAUGAACCCUUCUGUCGCUGAUAGGGCCUAUACACGUUAUUACUAUGUACAUGUAUGUGUAUUAUUGUAAUGUGUUCAGGGAAAGCGUACAUAAUGGUGGUCCGUAAUACCCCUAGAUAAUUCUCUCUCUAAAAAAAUGUGGGGAAAAAUGCAAAGUAUAAGAAUUGGUUUUGUUAUUUCAAAUGUUGUUUACGUCCUCAUAAAAACAGCAACAAACGAACAGCCAGUUGUUUGUCACAGUUUUUCUUUUUUUGUUGUGUAAAAGAGCGUAAAGCAACGAUUUGUAAAGCCAUUUUCACGUAGAGAGCUAGUUGUCUAAACCCAUCAAAGAUGUAGAGUACUGAAGCAACAUGAAGGGGUGUCACGAUAUAACAUAUAGUUUUGAUAAUAAACAAAUAAUCUUAAAGCAAGGUUGGUUCUGUGA